UCGUUGCCAUUUAUCGUCUCUACCCGCCGCCCGUCGAUCAGUGGUCCUUCCCGGUCGGUAACGGGAUGCUGCUGAUGUCACAGCACCAACCGAGCGGAGAACAGCAACCGGAAUGAUGGCGAAUACAGGACCAAUUCAAACAAAGUCCGUUCAAUAACGACGUUAACUGACAAACCGAACUCUUAAGAUGGAAGGAAACGUCUUCCCCGACCAAGAACAGCUUCUAGGGUUCCUGAAAAAGCUCAAGGAGGUUUUCGACGUGUGUGAUGAGGAUGCUGAUGGUUAUAUUCGGGUCCAACAUUUUGUGGAUUUGGGGCUUCAGUUCGGGCAGGGGGACAGAGAUGAGGUGAAGAAGUUGACUAAGUACCUGGAUCCCAACUCUCACGGCAGGAUCAACUUCAAAGACUUCUGCUAUGGGGUGUUCGCCAUCAAGG
Oncorhynchus gorbuscha (pink salmon) is the source of this 434-nucleotide messenger RNA. Its product is annotated as rab11 family-interacting protein 4A-like. Gene Ontology annotation, molecular function: calcium ion binding. NCBI's taxonomy places the organism in Eukaryota, Metazoa, Chordata, Actinopteri, Salmoniformes, Salmonidae. The annotation marks the transcript as partial. The transcript is spliced from 2 exons. Gene Ontology annotation, cellular component: midbody; endocytic vesicle; recycling endosome membrane. Gene Ontology annotation, biological process: endocytic recycling; regulation of cytokinesis. The record is from RefSeq and is a predicted model, not a curated record.